AUGCUCCUUCGUCUGACGAACCUCUUCUCCUUUUUCCUCCUCGUUCUCCCUUUCACUUUAGCCCAUCGAAUAGAAAUUGAUCCAGGAGAGAAAGAAUGUUAUUUUGAAAGCUUACAACCCCAAGAUAAAAUGACGAUAACGUAUGAAGUUGGUGGAUCAAUCGGAGGUGGUCAUUUAGAUAUCGAUUUCUAUGUGACGGAUCCUCAAGGCAAAACGAUUUAUACGCAACAUAAGAAACCUCAAGGAUCAUUCUCACUUUCAGCUGAUCAAGGUGGGAAAUUCUCUUAUUGUUUUAGUAAUGAAAUGAGUAGUUAUGCUCGGAAAGUACUGAGCUUUAACGUACACGGACAGCUGUAUGUAGGCGACGACGAACAAAUAGCACCUGUGGAGCAAGAAGUUCGAGAUUUGAGUACAGGAUUACAAUUGGUCAAAGAUGAGCAGGCUUAUUUAGUUGUUAGAGAAAGGGUUCACCGAAAUACUUGUGAAUCGACGAAUUCAAGAGUAAAAUGGUGGGCUAUAGUACAAACUGUCAUUUUAUUCAGUUUGUGCGCGUGGAACGUGCAUUACCUCAAGAGUUGGUUCGAGGUCAAACGAGUACUAUGA
Messenger RNA from Kwoniella shivajii, 603 nucleotides. RefSeq lists its product as uncharacterized. Gene Ontology annotation, cellular component: Golgi apparatus; endoplasmic reticulum; COPII-coated ER to Golgi transport vesicle. The record is from RefSeq and is a predicted model, not a curated record. The coding region runs from base 1 to 603 and encodes 200 amino acids. The transcript is spliced from 5 exons. Gene Ontology annotation, biological process: Golgi organization; intracellular protein transport; endoplasmic reticulum to Golgi vesicle-mediated transport. Lineage: Eukaryota; Fungi; Basidiomycota; Tremellomycetes; Tremellales; Cryptococcaceae.